Molecule: messenger RNA, 1033 nt
Organism: Carlito syrichta (Philippine tarsier)
Lineage: Eukaryota; Metazoa; Chordata; Mammalia; Primates; Tarsiidae
Product: olfactory receptor 6C4
Exons: 1
Coding region: 23-949 (308 amino acids)
Biological process (GO): G protein-coupled receptor signaling pathway
Cellular component (GO): membrane
Molecular function (GO): olfactory receptor activity; G protein-coupled receptor activity
Source: RefSeq, a predicted model, not a curated record
UUAGAUCCCCUGAAGAUCAACAAUGAAAAACAGAACCAUGCUUAGUGAAUUUAUUCUAUUGGGCCUCACAAAUCAACCUGAACUCCAAGUGGUGGUAUUCACCUUUCUGCUCCUCACCUACAUACUGAGUGUCCUAGGAAAUCUGACUAUCAUCACCCUCACCUUAAUAGACCCACAACUCCAGACCCCCAUGUAUUUCUUCCUCCGGAAUUUUUCUUUCUUAGAAAUUUCCUUCACAUCCAUUUUUAUUCCCAGAUUUCUAACCAGCAUAACAACAGGAAAUAAAGCCAUCAGCUUUGCUGGCUGUUUUACCCAGUAUUUUUUUGCCAUAUUUCUUGGGGCAACAGAGUUUUACCUCCUGGCUUCCAUGUCCUAUGAUCGCUAUGUGGCCAUCUGCAAACCCUUGCAUUACAUGACCAUUAUGAGCGACAGAGUCUGCAUACAACUUGUUUUCUGUUCCUGGCUGGGGGGAUUCCUAGCUAUCUUACCACCAAUCAUCCUGAUGAGCCAGGUAGAUUUUUGUGCCUCCAAUGUUCUGAAUCAUUAUUUCUGUGACUAUGGGCCCCUCGUGGAGCUUGCUUGCUCGGACACAAGAUUCUUGGAACUGAUGGUCAUCCUAGUAGCUGUUAUGACUCUAGUGGUUACUCUGGUGCUGGUGACGCUUUCUUACAUUUACAUUGUCAGGACCAUUCUGAGGCUCCCUUCUGCCCAGCAAAGGACAAAGGCUUUUUCCACUUGCUCCUCCCACAUGAUUGUCAUCUCCCUUUCUUAUGGCAGCUGCAUGUUUAUGUACGUUAAUCCCUCUGCAAAAGGAGGUGCUUUCAACAAAGGAAUAUCUGUACUCAUUACCUCAGUCACCCCCUUGUUGAAUCCCUUCAUCUAUACUCUAAGAAAUCAGCAAGUGAAGCAAGCUUUCAAGGACACUGUCAAAAAGAUUGUGAAAUUUUAAAAAAAAAACUUUACAUUUCAAUAAAACAUAUUUUUCACUUAAUAAAUAUGCAUUGGGUGUCUAUAUUUCAACUGCUGAACUGGC